UGUUUUUGUUUUCACUCGUAUAUAAAUAUUUAACUUGCACGGUAAUUAAAUCAGUUCAAUUUAAAAAUUUAAUAUCAGUGUUUAGAGUCGUAAAAUCGAUUGGAAGAAAUGAUAAAAUUCCUUUUUGCAUUGACUUUUAUUGCCUUGGUGGCAGCCAUGGACGAUGAUGCCCAUGCGCAUGUGGAAAAAGCUUUCAAACAAGACGAUGGUCAUGGACAUUUUGCAUUCGGCUUUGAUGUCACCAAUGGCAUUGGAGCCAGCGAAAAGGGCGAUGAGAAGGAGGUCACCGGUGAAUAUCAUUAUGUCACCAAGGACGGUCAUGUCAUGAAAGUGACCUACACUGCCGAUAAGGACGGUUUCCAUCCCCACAGUGAUCUUUUACCAGUAGCCCCACCAAUUCCAGAAGCUAUUCUCAAGGGUUUGGAGUACAUUAGAACCCAUCCCCACAAGGAUGCUGAUAAUUCGCAUAAAGAUGGUCACAAGAAUUAGUGAUUAGUUCAUGAAUGUUGGGGCAUUAUUCAUAAUUAUUUAAAAAAAAAUAUUUAUUUUAUCUAUGGCUACUAAAUUUAAUAAAUUACGCUUAAAAACUGCAUACACAUCCAAAUA
Molecule: messenger RNA, 606 nt
Organism: Stomoxys calcitrans (stable fly)
Lineage: Eukaryota; Metazoa; Arthropoda; Insecta; Diptera; Muscidae
Product: pupal cuticle protein Edg-78E
Exons: 2
Coding region: 109-489 (126 amino acids)
Cellular component (GO): chitin-based extracellular matrix
Molecular function (GO): structural constituent of chitin-based larval cuticle
Source: RefSeq, a predicted model, not a curated record